This is a messenger RNA of Salvelinus fontinalis (brook trout), 2366 nucleotides long. Its product is annotated as olfactory receptor 1052-like. The transcript has 3 exons. Gene Ontology annotation, biological process: G protein-coupled receptor signaling pathway. Gene Ontology annotation, cellular component: membrane. The record is from RefSeq and is a predicted model, not a curated record. Gene Ontology annotation, molecular function: olfactory receptor activity; G protein-coupled receptor activity. Lineage: Eukaryota; Metazoa; Chordata; Actinopteri; Salmoniformes; Salmonidae. The coding region runs from base 81 to 1052 and encodes 323 amino acids.
GUAGGCUACAAGGUAUCAAUGUAUCUCUCUGUUUGCACCAGGUUUGUCUGAGGUCCUAUCAGGCCCACUGGCCCAGAGGUAUGAACAGCACCCAGUCCAGCCCUGUCGCCUUCUUCAUCAUCCAGGGCCUGGCCAGUCUGGGGGAGAAGAAGAUGGUCCUGUUUAUCAUAUUCCUGCUGGCCUACAUCAUCAUCCUAGGUGGAAACAUCAUGAUCAUCUACCUGGUCCGGACCGACCCGACGCUGGGCUCCCCCAUGUACUUCUUCCUCCACAACCUGUCCAUCGUGGACAUGAUUUACACAACAGUCACCAUCCCCAACAUGUUGUCAGGCUUCCUGACUGAGGUCAAGACUGUGUCCGUCCCCGGCUGCUUCCUCCAGAUGUACUGUUUCAUCCACAUGUCUGUUACUGGCCGCGCUCUGCUGACCACUAUGGCCUAUGACCGCUAUGUGGCCAUCUGUAAUCCUCUCCGCUAUGCCGCUGUGAUGACCCGCCCCAUCUGCCUGCUACUCAUCAUUGGGGCGUGGACCUUCGGCGCCAUCUGCACCUUCCCAAACACUAGCAUGGCAUUGCAGCGUUCAUACUGUGGACCCAACGUGGUGCGCCACUGCUGGUGCGACCCGUCCUCAGUGAGGCUGCUGGUGUGUGGGGACACUCAGGUGGACAGCAUCGUGUCACUGUCUUUUGCCCUCAUAGCGCUGCUCACCACGGGUGUGCUCAUCCUCACUUCCUACAUCCUCAUCGGUGUGAAGAUAGCUAAAAUGGGCGCCGCAGAGCGACUGAAGGCGUUUAGCACCUGUGCCGCCCACCUGACGGUUGUGUCCAUUUCUUACAGCUCUGCCUCAUUUGUCUACAUCUCCUACCGUGUGGGAAACUUCUCUCCAGAGGUGCGUAUCAUCGUGUCGGUGCUGUACUCGGCUCUGACUCCUUUCCUGAACCCGAUGAUCUACAGCCUGAGGAACAAGGAGCUGAGAGCGGCCUUCAAGAGGGCCUUCUGCCGACACAGAGACGUCUCAUCGCGGGACCGCAAAACACUCAGCACACUGUCCUGACAGCAAAACAUUCAAUACAAUCUCCUUUAAAAUAGAUUAGUAUGGGCUAAAAAGAGUGAUAAUUUUCAGAGAUUCCAAAAUAAUUCCAAUUAUUGUUUGUUCUUUGGAAGGCAGAACAGCUAAAUGUUUCAUUAUCAUGCACUUAUAAACGAAACCGAACAAUAUUCGUGUUAACCAUUUGGUUCAUGGUGUAGGUUACACAACUGUAUACAACUGUUUAAUAGUUUUAAGUUUAUUGAUAAGAACCACAAAAAUGAAAUAACAACUAUACAGUCCUGUUCAAUCGCAUUGUACAACUACCAGAUACAGUACUAAAUGGUAUGCGAUUAUACUUGUUUUUAAUCAAUACCAAAGAAACAACAGUAAUUGUUAGGUGAUUAUUGUGUAAUUACAAUCUCGCAAUAUUAUUUCUAAAUAUCAGGGAAAUAGCACACUGUCAAAUAAAGUGUACCAACAGAUUUUGUUUUUUUGCCUCUGCCUUCUCUGUAAGCAUCACAAAUUAAAAUAAAACUUUGCACAAUAAAAUAUUCUAUGAUGGUUUGCACGUGGAAAUUAAAUCUAUAAAUGAUUAAUGGAACACCCCCCAAAACGUUGCACCACCUAAAAUAAAUGUCAGUUUGAAAACAUACAGUAGUGUUCUUCCUAGUUAUGUAUUUUACAGUAGAUUUGCAUUAUGCCAGGAAUUAAGAUUUUUUUCCAUCAGUACUAACCCAAACCGGGGCAGCUGUAUGUUUUAAUUGUUACAACAUGCUUUGAAUCUGCAUACCAUCAAUGAAAUAAUGGCUCUCAGCUAAUGUUAGGGUCCAAUUCAACAGAACCCUUACAGGUCCCUCAGGUGGUGGUUGAGAAGAAACUCCACCCUUGUUUUAUGAACGCCACACACAUACACUGCAGUUCUCAUUAUAUUAUAUAUUAUUUAUUUUCCCAUCAGAUUUAACACAAAAUCCUGCGUCUACCUUGGCUCUUUGAACACCCUAAAUAUCCUCUGUUUAAUCUCUUUAGUCUGUAAACCAUAUAUUACGUGGUUGACACAGGUAGGGACCACACUACCCAGCACACUAUUCAGUUUGUGCAGGUCUGCAUAGGCUAGGAAGCGAUGGAGGAUGAUAAUGGUAAACCCACAUCCCAGCACAAUAUGGUAGACCAAUAAGCGUGUGCUACAGGUUGUCAGGACCUUGCUGUUUAAAGAGCUGUUCUACUACUCAGACAAACAAUGGCAAUCUUCAGAUAGUCGAGACUGAUGCAGCCUAUGGACGAGACAAACAGCAUAACAGUAAAGGUUAAGACAUAUAUGUUAUUUAUAAACCCGGUCUC